Molecule: messenger RNA, 1410 nt
Organism: Penicillium brevicompactum
Lineage: Eukaryota; Fungi; Ascomycota; Eurotiomycetes; Eurotiales; Aspergillaceae
Exons: 1
Coding region: 1-1410 (469 amino acids)
Cellular component (GO): mitochondrion
Molecular function (GO): crossed form four-way junction DNA binding; flap-structured DNA binding; DNA endonuclease activity
Source: RefSeq, a predicted model, not a curated record
AUGGGCCAAGCAGCGCAACGGUUGCAACCUUGCAAAUCCCACCACCUCAGCCCGAAAUCGGAGCUUCGAUGCUUGUGUCCCAAGAUCGACUUCGCAGGCACAAACACGCUUCCCAAUGCGUGUCUCCACAGUACUGUGUCCCCCCAUUGGCUCACAACCCUGAAAGCAACACAAUUGCAGAGCCUAGCGCGAGCAACGGGCAUCCAAUCGUCUGGAACGAAAAGCCUCCUUGUCGAACGCAUUGCAGCACAAUUAGCGUUACAGCCGGGUAGUGACAAAAGGGUUGCCAAUCCCACUGGUUCCAUCCCCAGUACCAACGCCAGUCAAAAUCCCAAUCGACAUGUCGACAGUGCGUCGAAAGCAAACAACCAUUCCAGUCAGAGUUCAUCUACAUGCAAGACCCUAAAUCCACACUCUGGCUCAAAGCCAUGGAGUAUUCUCAGUAUCGACAUGGGGAUUCAGAACCUGGCAUUCGCACACCUGCAUCUUCCCCGCUCCGGUGCAACUGAUUAUGCAAAUCCACGAGUCCCAGUGCUCACAGCCUGGCAUCGAUUAGCAGUAUCCGAGAUCUCGAGUCUCAACCUGACAGGCAAUGAGAACAUUCAAGCCAGGACAUCGCAGCCCAAAUUGUCGGAUAUGCUUGCGGAGAAGCCUGCGAAGAAAUCUACUAAAUCAACGUCCAAAUCAAAGGAAGUAGAAAACUUCUCCCCAGAUAUCUAUGCUGGAAUCGCAUAUAAUUUAUUAAAAUCACUUUUAACGGCCUACCGCCCAACGCACAUUCUCAUUGAGCGUCAGCGCUUCCGCUCAGGCGGUGCCAGUGCCGUGCAGGAGUGGACGCUGCGGGUCGGCGUCUUUGAAGGGAUGCUGUAUGCAGUUUUGCACGCACUUCGAAUGGAGAGAGGAGAUGUCAUUUCUGUCCAAGGCGUCGAGCCAAAGAGAGUAGUGAGAUACUGGCUUGAACCGUCUGCCAGAACUGAAGAUAAGAAGCUCAAUGCCCGCGAAGUCAAGAAAGCCAAGAUUGAUAUCGUUGGGAAGUGGAUUUCUGCUGCGCAGGAUGCAUCUUCCAAACCGCAAUCCGAGUCCACAGAAGAGACUCAGAAAUUGAUCCCCGGUAUUGCUUCGUCAGAAAAGGUCUUUUUGGCAGAUGCAGCUCACUCGCCCGCUCUGAGUGGUGUUGUGGGUGAGUAUAUGAGGAAAUGGCGGGGAGAGUCUAAGAAGAGGAAGCCUCGUACUGUCAAGGGCACGUCAUCAGCGCCUGGCCCGGUAACAGCGGCUGAAGAGGUGGCUGUCGAUAUUGGCAAAUUAGACGAUCUGGCAGAUUGUUUGUUGCAGGGUGUGGCAUGGAUUGAGUGGCAGGCCAUGCGAGAACGCAUCGCACAGGAGGGACCUGAGGUCUUGGAUGAUCUAUAG